Messenger RNA from Micromonas pusilla CCMP1545, 2961 nucleotides. RefSeq lists its product as uncharacterized. Gene Ontology annotation, cellular component: cytosol. Gene Ontology annotation, molecular function: nicotinate phosphoribosyltransferase activity. NCBI's taxonomy places the organism in Eukaryota, Viridiplantae, Chlorophyta, Mamiellophyceae, Mamiellales, Mamiellaceae. The coding region runs from base 160 to 1833 and encodes 557 amino acids. The transcript is spliced from 6 exons. The record is from RefSeq and is a predicted model, not a curated record. Gene Ontology annotation, biological process: NAD+ biosynthetic process via the salvage pathway.
CGCCACGCCCUUCUUUUUCUGACGGCCGCGCCGGGAAAGCGCUGAUUUUAUCAUUUUUCAUAUUUGAGAACGGGGCUUUACCUGCAAAAAGAUCGUACUUUCGGACGUGUACGUCUUCUGUGUCUAGACAACAUAUAUAUAGCUUUUCCAUAUUUUCGGAUGACGAGAAGGUCGCAUCGUUUGCCUCCAUGUCACAAUUCUCUCACAACUGCUCUUCUCAUGGAUACCUACCAAAUUACCAUGGCUUACGCGUACUGGAAGAAUGGGACCCACGCGCGUUCUGCGGCUUUCGACCUCAUCUUUCGAAAAAAUCCGUUUUCUGGGGAGUUCACCAUAUUUGCCGGACUUGAGGAAUGCUUGCGAUUCAUAUCAAAUUUCAAGUUUACCGAAGAAGAUAUAUCCUUUCUCAGCAACGAACCACUGUCCACUUCAAUGGAUGUCAAUUUCUUCAAAUUUCUUCGCCAAUUGGAUUGCACUCAGAUAAAAAUCUUUGCACAACUUGAGGGUAGCAUAGUUUUCCCUCGCGUGCCCCUCAUGCGUGUCGAAGGCCCACUGGUGAUGGUUCAACUGGUUGAGACGACUUUACUUACCUUAGUUAAUUAUGCAAGUUUGGUAGCAACAAAUGCUGCGCGACAUCGUCUGGUAGCGGGUGACAGUGCUACACUUCUUGAAUUUGGCUUGAGACGUGCACAGGGUCCUGAUGGAGGCGUCUCUGCUUCGAGGUACGCGUAUAUGGGUGGGUUCAACGGCACGUCCAAUCUUGAAGCAGGGCGACAAUUUGCCAUCCCGUGUAAAGGGACACUUGCACAUUCUUACGUGCAAUCGCACCAAGGUUUUCAGGAUAUCGGAGAUCCCCGGCUGAGACUCCCUGAUGGGAAUAUGUGUCCUGACUUCCUAGCACUGGUCGGUUUAUUUAAAUCAAAAUGGCUAUACAAGGAAAGUUUUCCAGAUGACUUACGCUGGACGAAAACAAAUCAAAGUGAACUUGCUGCGUUUACAUCGUAUGCACUAGCUUUUCCGUCUAACUUUUUGGUGUUGGUUGACACAUAUGAUGUUUUGAAGUCGGGCAUUCCAAACUUUUUAGCUGUUGGCCUCGCUCUUCGGUCAUGCGGAUAUGAACCGUUAGGAAUACGAAUCGAUAGUGGAGACCUUUCGUACCUAAGCCUUCGGGCAAGAGAAAUGUUGCAGCACACGCAAGAUUUACUCGGGGCAAGUUAUGCUGAAGGCUUCGCUCAGCUUGGCAUCACCGCAAGCAAUGAUAUACAUGAGGAAGUAUUGCACUCGCUCAACCAGCACGGACAUGCCAUAACGUCCUUUGGAAUUGGAACGCACCUUGUGACGUGUCUGCGCCAGCCUGCCCUUGGUUGUGUGUAUAAGCUCGUUGAAAUUGACGGUGCACCUCGCAUCAAAUUAAGUGAAGAUGUUGAGAAAGUGACCAUUCCAGGACGCAAGGAGGCGUUCCGGCUUUAUCUAAAAAAUGGCGAGCCCGUGGUUGAUGUGAUGCUGCAAGGUGACGAACCAACGCCUAAAGUCGAUUGCCGCAUUCUUUGUCGGCAUCCCUUCAUAUCAUCAAAGCGUGCUUAUGUCCAGCCAGCACGAGUUGAAAGACUAUUCCACCUCGUCUGGGAUGGCAUGAAUGGAGGCGUUCCACCAGACCUUGACCUUAGUCUCUGCACUGCUAGAUCACGAUGUAUGUCAUCAAUCAAAAUGAUGCGCUCCGACCAUCUUAGGUACAGUAACCCUACACCGUACAAAGUGAGUGUCAGCGAACAACUCUAUGAUUUUAUCCACAAGCUUUGGCUUGAAGAAGCACCCGUCGGAGAAAUUAUGUGAAGCUUUGAGUUGUGAAUUUGGAUUGAGAGGAUCGGUCAACGGGCGAGCUGAUGUACAAAUGUAUGUUUUUUCUUGGAGUGGGUAGACCUGAGAGGAUUUUGCCUCAAGGAUUGCAUGUGACUUUCCACGAAACACGGUACACUUCGGCGCGUAUCUGUCUGCACAUUCAGCACGUUUGCCUCCUGCUUCAGAAAGCCACCUCAUGGACAUAUCAUUUCAACGGCACAGCAAUUGGCGAAAGAAGAACCCUCCAGCAAUAAAGGCCCUCCAAUACUGCUUUGAUAUUUGUUUUUCGUCCAUUGCUGCGCAACCUUGAUAGAUCAGGGUUGUAGUGCUAGUCUAGGCUAUCUAGAGACAAGAUGAGCUAAUGAGUAGUAGAUUUUCUCUUGAGUGUACUGACACAUGAUUGUGUGGAAAAGCUUUUCUUUAAGGUCACGGUCCGCUAUUAAAUUUCCCGUGGCCAGAUCUACCAGAGCAAUGUGUCCGUUAGAAAUUACCAAGUGUCCGCGUGGUGCAAUUAUCGGCAGUACUCAAAAUAGUUUUUAACCUAGUAAUUUCUUUUUUUGCCUCGAUUCUUCGAAGUGACUCAGCUCCCGAGAAAUUGAUUACUCGUGCGUCUUGGACAGCAAUUAUCUCUGACGCCAGCCUUGCUGUUUCCAUGCCAACUUCUACAAGUGUCGCCUGUGCUGCGACACCAGCUGUACGUUCUGCAUGCAACCUGUUCCGCACAAGCUCACCAGACAGACCUAUCAUCUGCAGGUCUUCAGUCAUGUACUCUAUUUCAAGGGCGGCAGAUUGUCCCGCAGUCUCCCAUUCUGACUGCAUUCUAUUAGAGUAUUCCAAAUCAACGAGGGCUUGCCGAAUAGCCAUGUCUGCUCUUGAUGUCGCCACUGCCAGCACUGUUUUGUGUGACACUUGCGCGUCUGCAAGAAAAUGUUGCAUGCGUCUAUUUUGUUCAAGAAGACUGGCAUUAUUCCACUCACUUGCAUGAAAACGUUCCUCAAGCAAAGUAAAAUGAGCAGCAAACACCUUAGUGAGACUGCUUUUUAAAUUAGCAGCAGUAAUUCCGGAAGAUAACUUCACAAGGUUACUCUCAACAAUUAAACGAUUGCUGGAUUCCAAAAGCAA